Messenger RNA from Cotesia congregata, 1113 nucleotides. The record is from the annotation of a GenBank genome assembly. NCBI's taxonomy places the organism in Eukaryota, Metazoa, Arthropoda, Insecta, Hymenoptera, Braconidae.
AUGAGCAUUGUUGUAGUUCAUGAUAAGGGAUGGAUUAUUUCCCACCUUGAAUAUCUGAAUAAAAUUUAUAACAACGUAUAUAAUGACAAUGAAUUAUUGGAAUUAGAAUUUAACGAAAAAGUAUUUGAUAUUAAUUCACCAUUCUUACGCAAUAACCAAAUACCAAAAAUGAAUGAAGAUAAAUCUAUAACGAACAAAAAAAAAACUAAAAAAAGAAAAACUAGCCAUGAUUCUGUUUCAAUUGAAAAAUUGGAUGAAAUAAAAUUUAUUCAAGAGACUGCUGAUGAAAUAUUAGCUGGUGUUGCGGAAAAACAGAUAUUUAAUAAAAUAGUUGAACAUGAUUAUAAUAAACGAGCUCGUGAUGCAUCUCAAGAAUUUUAUGAUAUCGAGUACAACAUAUCGGAUCAUUUUUAUGGGUGCAAUCAAUCGGAUAAUCCUAUUAUUACAACUGUACAUUCAAACCAAUAUGUAUUUCCAAGUAAUUCUCAUUUUUAUUCUUAUGACGUAAAAGAUAUUGAUAAAAAAUUGGAAAUGAAUAAUCAAUUUGAUUUUAUUCUUAUGGAUCCACCCUGGUGGAAUAAAUUCAUACGGAGAAAUAAAAACAAAAGUUAUAAAAUGAUGUUUAAUGAAGAGUUAACUAAAAUUCCCAUCAAUAAAUUACUAAAUUCCAGUGGUAUUAUCGCAAUCUGGUGUACUAAUUCUCAAAGUCAUUAUAAUUAUAUAUUUGAUGUUAUAUUCCCAUUGUGGGGAAUCAAAUAUAUCGCUAAAUGGUAUUGGAUCAAAGUAACUAAAUCAGGAGAAACAAUUUGUGAUUUCAAUAAUUCAUCAGUAAAACAACCAUUUGAACUAUUAAUUUUCGGUAGUUUAAAUCAAAGCGCAAUACCUCAAAUACCAGAUAAAAAAUUAAUUAUUAGCGUACCUAGUGCUAUACAUUCUCACAAACCUCCUCUGAUAGACGUGUUAAAAACUUAUCUACCUCCAAAUCCUAAUUGUUUGGAAAUAUUUGCCAGAUACUUGUUACCCGGAUGGACAAGUUGGGGAUUAGAAGUAUUAAAAUUUCAAAAUUUGUCAUUCUAUAACAUAAAUAAAUCCAAUAAAUGCUUGGAAAGUUGA